AUAAUGGAAAAUCAGUAAAAAAAAAUUAAUAAAAAGAUUUUAAAUUCAGCUAAAAUAAUAUCAGUUCAAUACAAAAAAAAUUAAUUCAGCCAAAAUAAGGUGAAAUAAAUCGGAUCUAAUACUCAAAUAUCGAAACGGGCCCGAUUGGGCUAAUACAUACUGGGGAAAUUUGUGUUCUUUCCAAUUGUAGGCUUGUAGCAUUUGCGGAAGGGAAACACAUUACACACGUAUUGAUGAAUUAUUAAUUUUUAAAAAUAAAUUAGUCGUUGUAGAAAUAAUUAUCAAAUAACUCCAAAAUAACCCCACAUUAUAAAAUGCUACCUUCACCUCAAAUCCUCACUCAUUCUCUCUCUUCAAACCAUUUUUCCUCAACGAACUUUAUUAUUUCCUUAUUAUUAUAACCUCUUAUCAUAUAUCCUUUCUUUCUUCAAUGGAGUUCUCUACUUUUCCCUCAUUUUUCUUCUUAAUUUCCUCCAUUUUUAUUUUCCUUCUUUUUUCUUAUUACAUUAUCUCCAAAAAAUACAUCAACCCUUGGUGUAAAUGUGAGAUUUGUCAAUCUUUCGUAACUUCGAGUUGGAGGGAAAAAUUCACAAAUCUUCCAGAUUGGUAUGCACAUCUCUUACAAAACUCUCCCACAAAAACGAUCCAUAUUCAUAUCCUAAACAACACUAUUAUCGCUGACCCGAAGAAUGUGGAGCACAUUCUUCGGGCCAAGUUCGAUAACUACCCCAAGGGUAAGCCGAUGUCGGCUAUCCUUGGGGACUUGCUAGGAAAGGGGAUAUUUAUAGUUGAUGGAGAACACUGGAAGUUCCAACGAAAGAUCGCCAGCCUCGAGCUAGGCUCGGUCUCGGUCCGAGCCUACGCUCAUGAGGUCCUCAAUAACGUCAUCGAGGACCGCCUUUUUCCCGCCUUAUUGGGUUCACCAGUGGUAGACUUGCAAGACGUAUUAAAGAAAUUUUCAUUCGUUAAUAUUUGUAAGUUUUCGUUCGGGGUUGACCCGGCGGGCCUGGACGGGCUUGCGGAGGCUUUUGAUGUUGCUUCUAUGAUAUCUUCGGAGCGGGCCCUUUGCCGGACCUCGCUCAUUUGGCGGGCCAAGCGGGUGUUGAACAUCGGGUCGGAGAGGAAGCUUAAGGGCGCGAUUUCGAAAGUCAAUUAUCUAGCUGAGAGUAUCAUAAGGGAGAGGAGGAAAAAGGAGUUCAACAACAAAAGUGACUUGUUAUCAAGGUUUAUGGGGAGUGUUUCGGAUGAUAAGUAUUUAAGGGACAUUGUGGUUAGUUUUCUCCUAGCGGGCCGGGACACGGUGGCUUCGGGCCUUACGGUAUUUUUCUACCUUAUGGCCCGAAACCCAAGUGCCGAAGCCCGGAUACUCGAGGAGAGUAACCGGGUUUUAGGUCGACGGUCGUCGUCUAGCCUCACCAUUCCUUCCAUGGAGGAACUAAGGAAAAUGCAUUAUCUCCAAGGGGCGGUAUAUGAGACAUUGAGAUUGUACCCACCGGUCCAAAUGGACUCCAAGUUUGCUAAAAACGACGACGUUUUGCCCGAUGGGACUUACGUCAAGAAGGGUACCCGGGUGGCAUACCACCCGUAUGCAAUGGGUCGUAUGGAGACAAUAUGGGGACCGGAUUGUUUAGAGUUCAAGCCUGAAAGAUGGUUAAACAACGAAGGGGUUUUCGUGCCAGAAAAUCCAUAUAGGUACCCGGUAUUUCAAGCCGGGGUUAGGCCUUGUUUGGGAAAGGAUAUGGGGUUAUUGGCUAUGAAGGUAGUAGCCCUUGCUGUUGUGAGACAGUUUCAUAUAAAACUGGCUAAUCCGAGUUGGGCCCCACAAUUCGUCCCUGGUCUUACAGCCACCCUAAAAGGUGGCAUGCCGGUAGUCGUGACGGAACGCUUAGUUUAAGGAGACAAAUUAAUGAUUGAUACUAAAUUAUUACGAACGAAUCACUGCCAUGAACGAAGGAGAUCUUGAAGACAUCGAUCAUUGCGUGGCGAGUUAUAAUUAAUUGCACAGCACAUGCAAGUAAUUAGUGUAAGUUAAACAAAGGUAAGUGCUUAGGUAACACAUAAUAUACAAACUAGUAUUAUUUGAACAAGCAUAUAUCUAUAUAUAUAUAU
Molecule: messenger RNA, 2109 nt
Organism: Chenopodium quinoa (quinoa)
Lineage: Eukaryota; Viridiplantae; Streptophyta; Magnoliopsida; Caryophyllales; Amaranthaceae
Product: cytochrome P450 94C1-like
Exons: 1
Coding region: 431-1894 (487 amino acids)
Molecular function (GO): monooxygenase activity; oxidoreductase activity, acting on paired donors, with incorporation or reduction of molecular oxygen; iron ion binding
Source: RefSeq, a predicted model, not a curated record